Phlebotomus argentipes is the source of this 1253-nucleotide messenger RNA. It is a transcript of the gene Ran, whose product is annotated as GTP-binding nuclear protein Ran. Gene Ontology annotation, molecular function: GTP binding; GTPase activity. Bases 163 to 810 code for a protein of 215 amino acids. The record is from RefSeq and is a predicted model, not a curated record. Gene Ontology annotation, biological process: ribosomal subunit export from nucleus; protein import into nucleus. Lineage: Eukaryota; Metazoa; Arthropoda; Insecta; Diptera; Psychodidae. Gene Ontology annotation, cellular component: cytoplasm; nucleus. The transcript has 3 exons.
AUAUCUGAGACGUUACGGUGACGUUUCGCCGCUGGCACCACAGUUUCCUGUUGCAGACUUUUGACGUGCAGCCCUUAUUUUCCGGUCCUCGUUUCACAAUUCACUUUUCAUCGAUAUUCAGAUUCCACUCGACGGACCAGAGGAAUAGAUUAGAAGAGCAUCAUGUCGUCUGACGCAGAUAUGCCCACUUUCAAGUGCGUCCUGGUGGGCGACGGCGGCACCGGGAAGACCACCUUCGUGAAGCGGCACAUGACGGGGGAGUUCGAGAAGCGAUAUGUCGCCACGCUCGGCGUGGAGGUGCAUCCGCUCGUCUUUCACACAAACCGCGGUGCCAUUCGCUUCAACGUGUGGGACACGGCCGGCCAGGAGAAGUUCGGCGGCUUGCGCGACGGCUACUACAUCCAGGGCCAGUGCGCCAUCAUAAUGUUUGAUGUGACUUCCCGCGUCACGUACAAGAACGUUCCAAACUGGCAUCGGGACUUGGUGCGCGUCUGCGAAAACAUCCCCAUCGUGUUAUGCGGCAACAAAGUGGACAUCAAGGACCGCAAAGUGAAAGCCAAGAGCAUCGUCUUCCACAGGAAGAAGAACCUCCAGUACUACGACAUUUCGGCCAAGUCGAACUACAACUUCGAGAAGCCCUUCCUGUGGCUCGCCCGCAAGCUCGUGGGCGAUCCGAAUCUCGAGUUCGUGGCGAUGCCAGCCCUUCUGCCGCCCGAGGUGAAGAUGGACAAGGCUUGGCAGAUUCAAAUCGAGAAGGAUCUCCAGGAGGCGCAGGCCACAGCUCUGCCGGAGGACGAUGAAGACCUGUAAAAGCACACGCAAACACACUACCCCAUUCGUCGCGACGCCACUGAGAGAUCUUCGUCCUCUCUCUUGAGAGAAAUUAUACAGCUACUCAAACGCUAGGGGAUGACAUUGAAUAAAUAAUGGACUAGAGAAGGAGAGACUCUCAUAAGAAUUCGGCAAAGUGGACGCGAGCGCGACAAUGGAACACUUUUUGGUUUAUUUCCGGGUCAUUAAGUAGACUUUAUAUAAACGUUGAUUUAAUUGAUUACUUGUACUUGCGAAAGAGAUGGAUUUCUACUCUAGAUUGAUUUAGUUGAAGCAAAUUUUCUCUUGAUUUUCCCACGGUGGAAUCUUGGACUGAUCAGCGAUUAUGUUGAGUGUGUUGACGGAUCAAGUUGAAAUUGUAUUCUUUAUUGGCUCUUUUAUUUCAUCUUAACAAAUACAUUUCCGUGAAAUAUUUGACAAAA